AUGAAUGGACACUUUCCGACUGUUUCAAACGCAUCGGGGUUAGCCUCUGCUUCACAAGGAAAUACAAGUUUUUCGAAAACACAACCAUCACCUCCAUACCAUGGCAGUAGUAGUAGUAAUAAUCAUCAUCAUGGGCAAGCAUGGACGAACCAUCACAAUUCCAAUCAACAUUAUCCGCAACCAGCACAGCAACCACCAACGCUUUCUGUACCCAUUACACCAUCGUCAUCAUCAACACUUUCUCCAUCAUCGUCUUCUAAUUUAUUAAAUGUAAAUUCGCCAGGACAUCACCCUUCCUCUGCUCAGCAACAUCAAUAUCCAAACUUUCAUGGAAAUAAUUAUUACAACACAUCCAAUAACAGUUCCAACUAUUCAGUGCCGCAACAUUCACAAGGCUAUAGUAACCAAAACACAGCCUCUUCUCAAAUGAGCUAUAAUGGAAAUUACUCCACGAGUUCCCAAUAUAACAAUAAGCCCUACUCCCAUAACGCUGCUAAUAAUGUAUAUCCAUCAUCAUCCAACAAUUCUCAUCAAGGAGUGAUGCCGAGUAACGGAAGCGUUGCACAACAAGGUAUGAACCAGGUCGGAACUCCGCCUUCACAAAAACAGUAUACCUAUAAUUUAAUGACCUCAUUCCAAACGACUCCAUUGCAUCCAUCUCCUCACAAUAAUGAGACAUCAAUACUUCAACAACCACCUAUGUCCUCUGAAUUUCAUCCUAUUGCCUGUGUGCAGUGCCGGAAGCAACAUAAGCAGUGUGACAAGAGACUUCCAAGCUGCAAUAGAUGUGAAUCAAAAGGAAUUGCUUGUGAGUACAAAACUCCACGAAGAAUGAGAUAUCCCAAUCCUCAACUCAAACAGCAGAAAGAAGAAAACGACCAACCUAAAAAGAAAAAGAAGAAGACUCCUGAAGAAAAUAAUGAAUCAACAGUGUCGCAACCACCAAUGCAGUCAUCUGAAGAUUCUCUUAGUACACCUGUCGAUACAACUUGGACAUCAAAAAUACCUCAAACUCUAACCAAGAAACAUGUUAUUGAUCUUUAUUAUAAAAUGAUAUGUGAUCAUUUUAUCAUUAUAGAUCGAGCUCUUCUUGAAAAACAUAUACUACAUAAGAGCUCUGACGAAGAAGCUGAAGAAGAACUUCCAUAUAAGAAGGAGAUGCAAUGUUUUUAUUUUGGGAUCCAAGCUCUCGUGGAACAACGUUUAGGAAUGGGAGAUCAAGCUGAAAAAACAGCUAGAAAAGCACGUGACAUGUUGUCUAAAUUGUUUGACGAAGUUUCAAAUUAUGUUGUUGCGUGUAUAUAUGCUACACUAGGUGCUUAUGAAAUUGGAAGUGGAAGGGUUAAGCUUUCCAAGUUUUAUUUAAAAAAUGCAAAAUUUUACUUUGAGGAAAUGGACGAUACUGAAAAGCAAAAUCUUAAUGAGUAUGAAAAAACUCUACAAAAAUACCUAUCAUCGAUAGACAUUGUUAACGCUGACAGCGAGCUAGGAAUUAAUACUUUUAUUCAUAAUUUUCCAAAGGUUUUUGAGAAUACCACUGGUUUUCCUUUGCCUCAGGAAAUUGUAAAGGCGACUCAACAAGAAGUGAGUCCUUCCAAUUGUCUUGACUAUUUGAAAAUUAUUGAAAUGGUUGCAUCCUAUCUCAACAAAUACUUCCGCUCAUUGGCUGCCAAGAACAGAAAUGAUAGAGAGAUGGAAAUUUAUGAUAGAGGAUCUAACCUUUGUCAGUCAUUACUUCUCAACGGACUUCGCGUAGGAGUGCUUACAAAGGCCGGGUACGGAAAACAAUUGAUCGAAGAAAGUUCAUUGCGCAUUACAUACUCAUCACAAAGCGAGUUUUUCCCAUUCCUACCUGUUAUUGUGAUACCGCAUGUUGCUUUGGCGUCAAGAAUUCACUUACAAAUAUGUAAAAAGAUUGAGAGUGGCACAAGACAAAAUAAUCAGAAAGGAUUAUUAUCGGAUGGUCAGAGUUUUGGCCCUGUGGACUAUUUUGAAAUUUUAACCAAAGAUUAUCGAGCUUUGAAUGUAUUAAGCAAACGAUUCAAACGUGUCUCUCUAUGUUAUGGAUCAUUGAUGGAUGAAAUUGGUCAAAUGUUAAAGAAGCGCUCAGCAUCUCUCACUUCUGACAACAAUAACGUUGAAGACAAUGCAAUGUUGAACGUUCUAUCCACAAAUCAAUCUCCAUCAAAACCUCAAGCACCAACUUGUGACGUCAGCCAAGCCAUGCAGCCCAGCACUUUUGAUGCAGGACUGCCACCACUUUCGUUCCUCAUUGGUUAUGUCAAUGAAACAGCAGCUAAUAACCCUAAUGUGUUAAAACCUCCAACAACAGAAAACAGAUCUCUAUUUUCACAACUUCUGGGCACUUCUGACAAUACAAGCUCAUCCUCACUGUCCCCUCUUAUCACUACCAAAUCACCCUCGCAACAAGAAUUAUAUUUUGUUGAUCCUUUUUUCACGCACGAAGAUUUGCAACAAAUAUUUUCACCAUCCACCUAUGGAGAUUUUGAAGAAGGUGAAUUGAAUCAGUUCAUGUAA
Naegleria lovaniensis is the source of this 2538-nucleotide messenger RNA. RefSeq lists its product as uncharacterized. Gene Ontology annotation, cellular component: nucleus. Lineage: Eukaryota; Heterolobosea; Eutetramitea; Acrasida; Naegleriidae. The record is from RefSeq and is a predicted model, not a curated record. Gene Ontology annotation, molecular function: DNA-binding transcription factor activity, RNA polymerase II-specific; zinc ion binding. Bases 1 to 2538 code for a protein of 845 amino acids. The transcript is spliced from 2 exons. Gene Ontology annotation, biological process: regulation of DNA-templated transcription.